Pocillopora verrucosa is the source of this 3283-nucleotide messenger RNA. Its product is annotated as ribosome quality control complex subunit TCF25. The record is from RefSeq and is a predicted model, not a curated record. Lineage: Eukaryota; Metazoa; Cnidaria; Anthozoa; Scleractinia; Pocilloporidae. Gene Ontology annotation, cellular component: RQC complex.
GAGGGAACAGCAAUAAUCCAAAGAUGUCCUCUCGACUUUUAAGAAAGCUGCAAGGUGAAAAUGAACUAGAAAUAUCGCAUGGGGAUGAAGAGGAUGAAGAUUAUUUUAACCUUGCAGCUCCAGUCAAGUCAAAAAAGAGAGGAAAACCUGUUGUAAAUCCUUUUGAUUUGUUAAAUGUUGAGGAUGAGCAAUCUGAUGAAGACUCUGAGGAUGAUCAAGAAGACAAAAAUUUAACAGAGGCUUUGGAACAUAAUAUAAAUGAAGAGAAACCCAGCCCUGGGGAAAUAGCUGAGAAACAGCUUCCUAAAAAGAAAAGGAAGAAAAAAAAGAAGAAAGGAAAAGGAGAAACAGAAAAUGGAAAAGUUGUGAAUAAAAGAGACAGCGCUGAUGGAGCUAUUACAAAAGUGAACAACCAACCAAAACAUGAGGAUAAAAAGUCUGGUCCAGUAACAACCUAUGGAGAGAGCACCUCAAAAGUUCUGGAUACAAAAGCCGUAUUAAAUGUAGAACACAGAAACUUAAAUGCUGAGAAUGAGAUGAAAAGGAGAUUUGGUUCUCACAUUGUCAGAGCAGAACAAAGGCAGAGAAAAGCACAUCAGCGAGUUUAUCAUCGUUCCACAAGGCUGGUUACAGUGAAGUCAACAUGGCCACCCAUAAAAGCAACUGGAGUGAGCAUGAAGCUUCUGUAUACAAGACAUGGCUACUGCUACUUUGCAUUUGAACACUCUCCAUCUUAUCAAGAGGUCCAGUUCUUAUUUCUGGAGGCAGUGGAAUCAUUACAUCCCAAUAACAUUUCUGCCAUUUUAAACACUCAUCCAUAUCAUAUUGAUUCUCUGCUGCAACUCAGUGAGAUCUGCAAGAUGGGAGAAGAUUACCAGAUGGCUGCAGAGCUGAUAGAAAGAGCACUAUACUGUCUUGAAAGAAGUUUCCAUACCUUGUUCAGUCUCACUAAUGGGUGGUCAAGACUUGAGUAUAGAAGAGCAGAAAACAGAUCAUUCUUCAUAGCUUUAUUUCGCCAGAUCAUCUUUGUGGGCCAAAAAGGAUGCUACAGGACAUCACUGGAGUUAUGCAAACUCUUGCUAAGUCUAGACCCAGAUGAAGAUCCCCUUGGUGUUCUCCUUAUGAUCGAUUUCUAUGCGUUACAGUCAGAGCAAUUUAGCUUCCUCAUACGAUUGUUUGAAGAGUGGGAGCCUCACAGAAACUUAUCCCAGUUACCAAACUUUGCUUUUUCUGUGGCUCUUGCAUAUUUCCAAUUCAAUAGAAAGCAUGGCGAGACCAAGAGAGCAGAUGAACUGCUCCAGGCGGCAUUGAUUAUGUUCCCAAUGGUUUUAUCUCCUCUCAUGGAAAAGUGUAAUGUUGCAUUGGACUCAAGCCUCAUUCAGCAUCCAUUUUUCUCCCCUGUCAAAGCAAACAGUGAGCCCCUCGCUUUAAAGCAGUUGGAGGCUCUAUAUGUUGGUAGGACUUACCAUGCGUGGAAAGAACCUGAGGUGAUCGACUGGCUCGUCUUAAAUACUAGAAAAGUCAUGGAAAGAGUAGAGGCUGGAGAUGCUUUGGUGGAAGAGUGCAAACAAAAACGACAAGUGCGUUAUAAAGGAACACCCCGAAAUAUUUACCGGCACUUAGUCAUGUCUGAUAUCAAAGAUGCUGCUGUGUCACUUCCCAUGGAUUUGGCGAAUGUUCCCCUAGUGUCGUAUGAUCCCCUGCCUCCUCGUGAUUCAGUGACAGGAUAUUCAAGACCACCGAGAAGGGUUGAAACUGCUGGAGAAGACUCUGGCCCUCUGUCCAUGUUUUUUCGCUCGCUUCUACCUUCGUUCAGUGCUCAGACCCGUAGUGGACCACGCGUGGAAGUGAGGCUUGAGCAGCCUGUAGAGGGAGCAGAAGGUGGACCCAGACCUCUACGGGACACAGAGCUUGUACGGGGCGUGGAAAACUUGAUGGUCGCUAUGAGAGAAUUACUAAACACCCUAAGCUACCGUGGACAGCCUGAGGAGGCUGGAGGCGAGGAAGGGGAAGAUGGUAGAGAAGAGAAUCAUGCCGAAGAUGACUGGGAGGAGGAAUGGGAUUAAAAUUUCAGAAUUAUUGCUUUUCCCUGAUCCUCUGAGUCGGUGAGAUCUUCUAAAUAGUAGUUUUAGUAUACUGGUGACGAAUACUGUCGGGCAAGUUGUCAAAAACCCAAGACUGCCUUUGACCAUGAGGAGAUUCUGCGAGAAACUUAAACGAAAAUUUUCUUCAUAAUAUGUCCAUAACCUCGCCAAUGGCUGCAACCGUAAUGAAGGAAUAAUCAGUCCACGAAAGAAGUUUUGAGACCAUUACGUUAAAGAAAGGAAACCAUCUUUUCUUGAUGAGAUGUGGGAAUAAUACAAGAUUCAUAUCUUAACGGCCAUCAUGAAAUAAAAACGAAUGACAAGAAGUGGUUUGUAAUCAAUACGAUCGAGGGGAAUAUAACUGAAUGAGACUCAGUUUUAUUGUAUAACGUAUUUUGUACAGAGGAGGCUAGUAAUGGGCCAAUCAAGCCUUGUGCCCAAUGUUCUGAGGCACCUUUAAAAAAACUACCGCGAUUUACGCAUACGGAGAUUAUGAACGCGCGUUAUAAUUCCGAAUAUUAUUUGCGGAGAAAGUGACCGUAUGUGCGAUAUACAAGUUUGCGUCCAAAAUUGUAACUGGCGCAUGUGGAAAAUGGCAAACGCGGAAUUCGAGACUUACUACUCCACCCGCGAACACUUUGUCGGUUGCAGGUAUCCAACAUCACAAAAAAUGGGAAAAGGUUGUCGAUUGAUUUAUUUAAUAAAAACGCGCUUUGGGUAGAGGAUUUAUAUUACAAUUAAUUGGAUUAGAUUAUCUAUGUACUGCUGAAAAUGCAAGAGUUUAUUUAGACCAAUUUCAAAUAUCUCCGGGUUGUAGAUACGCCCAACUGUCGUGAUGUGUUACCGAGAUCCUAGACGUGAUGGAAAGUUAUGCAAGUAUUUGAACUGUCGGAUACUACACGCGGAUUUGCUCUUCUGAACGUAAGAUAAAUCGGUACAAGUCAACUCUGCUAUAUGUCAAAUUUGUUAUAACAUUAUCGAACCAGUCGGUUUAACUUAUAUAGGUAUAAAUUCUAAAUGCUGCAAGAGUAUCCAUGGAUCGAUGUAUAGCACCAGACAUGACAACCUCUUUUUUCACCAGAUCGGUGUAUGUGAAAACUUACAGAGCGGAGAUUCUCUCUUUUUGGGGUUUCAAAUCGGAUGUGGUUUCUAUAUCUUAUUACUGUACCACAAUGUGCCAUGUGUUAUGCAAAAAUAAA